Molecule: messenger RNA, 1167 nt
Organism: Cornus florida
Lineage: Eukaryota; Viridiplantae; Streptophyta; Magnoliopsida; Cornales; Cornaceae
Product: 26S proteasome non-ATPase regulatory subunit 14 homolog
Exons: 6
Coding region: 77-1015 (312 amino acids)
Biological process (GO): proteasome-mediated ubiquitin-dependent protein catabolic process; protein deubiquitination
Cellular component (GO): proteasome regulatory particle, lid subcomplex
Molecular function (GO): metallopeptidase activity; protein binding; proteasome binding
Source: RefSeq, a predicted model, not a curated record
AGAGGACGAUUUCGAGCUCUCUUGCUGCCAAAGAAAUCGAAUUCUGAUCGGAGAAAGAUAUAAAGCGAGAGAGAAAAUGUCAGGGAUGGAGAGAUUGCAGAGAAUGUUCGCCGGUGCUGGAGGGGCGUUGGGACACCCGCCACCGGAUUCUCCGACUCUCGAUUCGUCGGAGCAAGUUUACAUCUCUUCUCUUGCUCUCCUCAAAAUGCUCAAACAUGGGAGAGCGGGAGUUCCUAUGGAAGUAAUGGGAUUGAUGCUGGGCGAAUUCGUGGAUGAGUAUACUGUUCGUGUUGUAGAUGUUUUUGCGAUGCCGCAGAGUGGUACCGGUGUCAGUGUUGAAGCCGUUGAUCAUGUUUUCCAGACCAACAUGCUUGAUAUGCUGAAACAAACCGGAAGACCAGAGAUGGUGGUAGGUUGGUAUCAUUCACAUCCUGGAUUUGGCUGUUGGCUCUCUGGUGUAGACAUCAACACUCAACAGAGUUUUGAGGCGCUGAAUCAACGAGCUGUGGCAGUGGUGGUGGAUCCAAUUCAGAGUGUCAAAGGAAAGGUGGUGAUUGAUGCCUUUCGCUUGAUUAAUCCACAAACUAUGAUGCUUGGCCAAGAGCCAAGGCAGACAACAUCUAACCUCGGACAUCUCAAUAAACCAUCCAUUCAAGCAUUAAUCCAUGGGUUGAACAGGCAUUAUUACUCAAUUGCCAUUAACUACAGGAAGAAUGAACUUGAAGAAAAGAUGUUAUUGAACCUUCACAAGAAGAAAUGGACUGAUGGAUUGACACUUCAGAGAUUUGACACCCAUUCCAAAACCAAUGAGCAGACUGUUCAGGAAAUGCUAAACCUAGCUAUCAAAUAUAACAAGGCAGUACAGGAAGAGGAUGAGUUGCCCCCAGAGAAACUUGCAAUCGCAAACGUGGGAAGGCAAGAUGCCAAGAAACAUCUCGAAGAACAUGUUUCCAAUUUGAUGUCUUCAAACAUUAUUCAGACUUUGGGCACCAUGCUUGACACAGUCGUCUUCUAGAUUUUGUAACUGAGCUUAAUUGUGUUCUUAAUUAUUUAAAACCAAGGCGUGUUUUCCGGUGAGCUUUUUCUCGAUGUUAAAACUCGUUUUAGUUGUUAGAAAGACUAAUACCAUGGCAGAGGAUGCUUUUAUGACAAUUUCUGAUUUUAUUA